UGCGGGUGAGCAUGCGUAGAAAGAUUGCAACCCAUCAUGAAUCACAUCGCCGUCCAACAUUUGGAGCGAACAACAACGCACCGUUAUCAUCAGGUUUUGACUCGGCAUUCCACUGGCAUCUGUUGGAAAAUUUGCCUAUCACUUGUCCGCAGGUAUGAAGAGGCCUCGGAGUCCGACCCAGUUGCUGCAGAAAGGCAGUGGCGGCGGCCAUGGCGGAGGCGUGUGCUUGCCCUUCAACCUGUGUGGCGAGCUGCUACAGGAGCCCGAAGAAGGACACCCAGAUGGCCCUCAGCAGAAGAAAAGGCUGCUCUACUCCCUCUGCGAGGUGUGCAACCUCCAGCUCAACUCAGCCGCCCAGGCCCAGGUCCACUACAACGGCCGUUCCCACCUGCGCAGGGUCAAGCAGCUCAACAAUGGAGAGCUCCCCCCGAGCACAGGCAGCGGCACCAGUCCAGCACCGGCCGGCACUCUCACCUGCUCCAGCAUAGGCCAUGCCAUCACACUGUGGCCACGGCCAGGCUCCCUGGUGCUGUGUGCCUGGCUCUCCGUGCCAGUCCUGCUUUAUAUAUCCCAUGCCUGGACCGUGCCAGGCCCUGCUGACGCCAGGAAGACCCCAGCCCUCCCACUCCUUCAUACAGGAAUUAAACUUGGCAACCACUAA
Molecule: messenger RNA, 661 nt
Organism: Oncorhynchus kisutch (coho salmon)
Lineage: Eukaryota; Metazoa; Chordata; Actinopteri; Salmoniformes; Salmonidae
Product: zinc finger protein 385B-like
Exons: 3
Coding region: 155-661 (168 amino acids)
Molecular function (GO): zinc ion binding; nucleic acid binding
Source: RefSeq, a predicted model, not a curated record